AUGAUUUUUGUGUUCCUAAUAGGAUGUAUAGGAUAUUUGUGUUCUCAUCUACAUCUAGUUGAUUCUCUAUUCGAAAUUAAAAGUGACCCGGAGAUAUAUAUGAAUAUUAGUGAAAUAAUACGGAGACAAGGCUAUCUAGUCGAAGAACAUGAGAUUACUACCAGUGAUCAAUAUAUUCUGUGUUUAAUUAGACUUUACACAAAACAAUCAAUUCAUCAAAAGCGUAAAGUUGUUUUAUUGCAACAUGGAUUGUUGGACUCGUCACAUGCAUGGGUGAUGAAUUUAAAAAAUCAGAGUUUAGGAUAUAUUUUGGCUGAUUAUGGGUAUGAUGUAUGGCUAGGAAACAGCAGAGGCAAUACAUAUUCAAAAAAACAUAAGCAUCUUGAUUCAAGUCAAAAAGAGUAUUGGGAUUUUUCAUGGCAAGAAAUGUCGGGUUAUGAUUUUCCGGCUACAAUCAGAUAUAUUAUAUCUGUUACUAAGAUGAAACAACUAAGCUAUAUUGGAUUUUCUCAGGGAUCACUUAUCGCUAUGACGGCAUUAGAUGACAACCCAGAAUUACAAUCAAAUAUUAAUCUAUUUAUAGCCUUUGGCCCAGUUGGCUAUUUCGCAAAUGUGAAAGGCAUUUUCCUCCCACUAGUUCAUCACUAUAUAAUUGCUCAGUUUGUCUUAAAAUAUUUAACACGUGGUGAAGUCCUUCCGUCCGAUCAUUAUAUGAAGAUUUUGGGAAAGUAUCUUUGCGGGUUUGGCCCAAAUUUGUGCAUGUCCGUUAUUGAUAGUAUUGCUGGAAACGAUGGCUUCAAUACUAAUUUGACACGUCUUCCACUUAUUAUCGCUCACUCUCCAGCAGGAACGUCGACUAAAAAUCUGGUCCAUUUUAGCCAAAUGAUUGACAGUCAUCUGCUACAGAAAUUUGACUACGGACAGUACAUGAAUAGACAUAUUUAUGGUCAAGAUGAUCCUCCUUCAUACACUUUGAAAAACUUCAACAUUCCAACAGUCAUUUAUCAUGGCGGAAAUGAUCAUUUAUGUACAAACGAAAGCAUAGAUUUACUUAUACAAAGGAUUAACAAAACUAUCAUCUCUGUGA
This is a messenger RNA of Schistosoma bovis, 1087 nucleotides long. Lineage: Eukaryota; Metazoa; Platyhelminthes; Trematoda; Strigeidida; Schistosomatidae. The record is from the annotation of a GenBank genome assembly.